Molecule: messenger RNA, 435 nt
Organism: Penicillium salamii
Lineage: Eukaryota; Fungi; Ascomycota; Eurotiomycetes; Eurotiales; Aspergillaceae
Source: the annotation of a GenBank genome assembly
AUGUCUCUCCCAAUCGUCAUCUGCGCCCUAGACGACCAAAUCGGCAAACCAGUCUCCGAGCUUCUCCAACCCGAGUUCGAAGUAAUCCACUUCAUCCAAUCCCUCAAAGCCGCCCAAUCAGAGAUCCCCCACAUCCUAGCCGGCCACGAUCCCCAAUCCCCAUCCAACAACAUCGGCACAAAAAACUAUACUCACCAGGCACGGGCGAUCAUCUUCGGUCGCGGCUUCGAUCUAGAAGAUAUUCAAGACAUCCGAGAAAAGGCCGGUGCGUCACCUGAUCCGGUUGUUUGGAUUGCUGGGGACCCGAGCCGAAAACCGGCUCCUGGUGCGGUUCUUCCUCCUAAUUAUCCUCAGCUUGUUGCUGGGGUUGCGCGGAGGCUGCUUGGUCAGUGGUUGGAGGAUGGGGGUGUGGAAGAUGUGGUUGUUUUGUAUUGA